AUGAUUGUGAAUCCAUCUCUACCCUCGAAGAGGGGUCAAUCCAAUAUCACUCGUGAUUUGAUGAUGGAUCUAAGUCGUGAAGCUGAGGCCAUGUCACCAUACAAUCGUCAAACUGCACCUAACGGGCUGGUGGACUUGACGAGCUCAUUAAAUGAUCUGAUGCAAAAUGAGAUGCGAUCAUUUAUUUUGAGCCUGAAUUUGCAACCGGAAGACUCGACUAUCAUGUUCACUACUGAUAAGAGAUGA
Messenger RNA from Penicillium malachiteum, 246 nucleotides. RefSeq lists its product as uncharacterized. The record is from RefSeq and is a predicted model, not a curated record. Lineage: Eukaryota; Fungi; Ascomycota; Eurotiomycetes; Eurotiales; Aspergillaceae. The transcript is spliced from 2 exons. Bases 1 to 246 code for a protein of 81 amino acids.